Molecule: messenger RNA, 210 nt
Organism: Penicillium verrucosum
Lineage: Eukaryota; Fungi; Ascomycota; Eurotiomycetes; Eurotiales; Aspergillaceae
Exons: 2
Coding region: 1-210 (69 amino acids)
Source: RefSeq, a predicted model, not a curated record
AUGGAGGAGACCGACGCAAUCGCAAGCCUCGUCCGAACUGAAAGCCGGAAAAUUAAAAAACUUCCAAGCAAGGUAGUGACCGAUUUGGAAGCCGCAGACAUACCCCGGUUGUUUUCCCUAAAGGGGUGGGAAGACUACAAGGUUGAAAUCGUCUCCCUUCUUUACAAAAUUUUUGAAACCGCCGCACAUUCCUCCUGUACGGGCGACUAG